Molecule: messenger RNA, 4405 nt
Organism: Acanthopagrus latus (yellowfin seabream)
Lineage: Eukaryota; Metazoa; Chordata; Actinopteri; Spariformes; Sparidae
Gene: ecel1
Product: endothelin-converting enzyme-like 1
Exons: 18
Coding region: 486-2909 (807 amino acids)
Biological process (GO): protein processing
Cellular component (GO): plasma membrane
Molecular function (GO): metalloendopeptidase activity
Source: RefSeq, a predicted model, not a curated record
UGUGCGGCUGCAGCGGCGGCAGAGCGCGGUGCGGAGCCUCUGGAGGGGGACCAGAUAAUCCAGGCGGACUGUCAGCGGAGUGGAUCUGCCUCUGUCAGCGCACUCAGAGCAGUUCCCUCCGGCAGCUUUGAUUGAGACACCACAGGUGACCUGUAACUGGUUGGAGAGAGGGAGGAGAGGAGAACAAAUGGAAAGGGAGCAGAGAGGAAGACGAUGAGAGAGAGAGCAGUACCCAGGAGAUCCCUCGUGCACAAUGGGAGGCCCUCCCUCUGCCGGCUUUUGAUUUAAAAAGAAUAAAGGGUACUCGGCCUAAAGAGGGCUAACAGGAAUUUAACAUCACUGCAGUGUUUUGCCCUGUAGUGGCACUUCACCCUUUUGUCUCAGAAGAAGUAGUCAUGACUUUACAUUAAACCUAUAAAUAACUCCUCUUUUAUCCCACUCGCUACAUCCUACUGCUACUUCAUACCAAGUGACAGACCAUUGCCAUGGAGAAGACGUAUUCACUUACUGCCCACUAUGAUGAAUUCCAGGAAGUAAAAUAUGGCGGACGCUACAGCAGUGAUAUCCUUAGCAAUGGUAUGACUCUUCACCUAGGGGGCAGUCUGGACCGUCACAUGGGGCGCACAAGGGGAGGGACCUGGUCCAAUGGUCGAAACCGAGAUCUAAGUAGCACCAGCAGCAGUGGAGGGCUUCCUCGAUGGAGCCGGAGGGAGAUCUGCCUCCUGUCAGCGCUGGUCUUCGCGGCAGGUAUGUGUGUCAUCUUGGGCAGCAUGCUGGCACUCAAGUACAUUUCCCUGGAUGCCCAGCAGGACCCGCAGUGCCGACAGGACUGCCAACGAAAGCGCUCCCUGUUGCGGGCGGCGCGCUUCGUCCAGGCCAACAUUGACCCAACCAUCCAGCCCUGCCAGGACUUUUACUCCUUUGCUUGUGGCGGAUGGCUAAGGCGCCACGGCAUCCCCGAGGACAAGCUCAGCUACGGCAUCAUCACGGCCAUAGGGGAGCACAAUGAGGAGAAACUGCAGCGCCUCCUGCUGGAGCCCAUAAGAAGGCGCGGGCCCAACUCAGCAGAGCGCAAGGUCAAGGAGUUCUAUCGAUCCUGCGUCAAUAUCCAGGAGAUCGACAAGCUGGGUUCUGACCCCAUGACGGAGGUGAUAGACAGCUGUGGCGGGUGGGACCUAGUGGGUGCUCCUCCCGCUGCUGCCGGGUGGGAGAGAGAGGAUGCACCGCAGAGGCCGGACUUCAAUGAGCUAUUGUAUAGGACCCAGGGGGUGUACAGCACUGCAGUCUUCUUCUCUCUCACUGUCAAUGUGGAUGACAAAAACUCCUCCAGGAACGCAAUCAGGGUUGAUCAGGAGGGGCUCACGCUGCCUGAGAGAAGCCUCUACCUGGGACAGGACGAGGACAGUGUGAAGAUCCUGGCGGCGUACAAGGCCCUGAUGGAGCGCUUGCUGAGCAUGCUGGGGGCUCACGACCCCACACAGAAGUCCAAGGAGAUUAUACAGCUGGAGACCCGUCUGGCCAAUAUCACAGUGUCAGAAUAUGAUGACCAAAGAAAGGACAUCAGCACCAUGUAUAACCGUAUCACCCUCAGGCAGCUACAGCGCAUUGCUCCAAGUCUCCACUGGAAACGCCUGCUGGACAGAAUCUUCCACGACAACUUCUCAGAGGAUGAAGAGAUCGUGGUGCUCGCCACUGAUUACAUACAGAAAGUCUCUGACAUCAUCAAGACCACUUCGAAGAGGGUUCUCCAUAACUACAUGCUGUGGCGCAUCGUGGCGGCGUUAAGUGAGCACCUGGCCACCGCCUUCCGCAGCACCAUCCACGAGUUCUCUCGUGAGAUUGAUGGAACGGAGCAGCAGCUAGAGCUUGGCAGGCUCUGCCUCACUCAGGCCAACAAACACUUUGGCAUGGCCCUGGGAGCCCUGUUCGUCCAGCAACACUUCUCCUCACAGAGCAAAGCCAAGGUACAGGAGCUGGUAGAGGACAUAAAGCACUCGCUGGACCUCCGGCUGCAAGACCUGGACUGGAUGGAUGAAGCUACCAAGGAGGCUGCCAGAGCAAAGCUAAAGCACAUGAUGGUGAUGACAGGAUACCCAGACUUCCUGCUCAAACCCGAGCUCAUAGAUGAGGAAUACGGGUUUGACGUGGACGAAAAGACCUAUUUCAAGAACAUCCUCAACAGCAUCAAGUUCAACAUCAAGCUGUCAGUCAAGAAGAUCCACGAAGAGGUGGACAAGACGACGUGGCUUCUCCCCCCUCAGGCCCUUAAUGCCUACUACCUCCCUAACAAGAACCAAAUGGUCUUUCCGGCCGGCAUCCUUCAGCCCACUCUCUACAACCCCGAGUUUCCACAGUCUCUGAACUAUGGAGGAAUAGGAGCUAUCAUUGGCCAUGAGCUGACACAUGGAUAUGAUGACUGGGUGAUGCAAUGGUUCAUGUCCCUAGGGGGCCAGUACGACCGUCAUGGCAACCUCAAACAGUGGUGGACAGAGGAGUCCUACAGGAAGUUCCAGAGAAAGGCUGAAUGUAUCGUCAAACUCUACGAUAACUUCACCGUGUAUAACCAGAGGGUGAACGGUCGUCUGACCCUGGGGGAGAACAUAGCGGACAUGGGAGGGCUCAAGUUGUCAUACUAUGCGUAUCAGAAGUGGGUGAGGGAACACGGUCCGGAGAGGCCCCUGCCUGGCCUCCGAUACACACACGAACAGCUGCUCUUCAUCGCCUUUGCGCAGAACUGGUGUAUGAAGAGAAGAUCUCAGUCCAUCUACCUGCAGCUGCUGACUGACAAACACGCACCAGAGCACUACAGAGUGAUCGGCAGCGUGUCCCAGUUUGAUGAGUUCGCCCGUGUUUUCCACUGUCCGAAGGGUUCCCCGAUGAACCCCGGAGAUAAAUGCUCCGUGUGGUGACCUCUCUGUCCGCCUCUUGACCUCGGGAUGAACUCCAUCUCCGCAGCCCGCACCCAAACACACAGCCUGUCCCACAUCACACACUCAUCAGAGCCAACAGGACGAUACAGAGCGCGCUGAAAGCCUUGUCCUUGCCUAUGAAGGGACACGGGGAGGAAAUAUAUCUUUUCAACAUCAUCACUACACAUUAGGAAAGUUUAUAGACAUUGCUCAUUGUGUGUCCUAACCAGUCUAAAGCAUGAUCGUGUACAUUUAUAUCAUUUGAAUAUAUAUAUUUUUCUAUGUUUGAAGUUAUUUUCAAAUCAUCUAUUUUUCUAUUUUAGCAGAUGAAUCUCAUGCAUCAUGCGUCGUACUCAUGUUAGAUUUUUAAUUAAGCACCAUGUUUCUUCAAGCGUUUCUCUUGUUUGUAGUAUCAGCUAGACAAACACUUCAGCGUAUCAGAGGCGCAACGAUCGGCAACAGCAGCAGUGACUUCACUCCCUGAUGUAAACCGGACAAGGACCUAUUAAAAAAUGAACAGAGAUCAGUAGCAACCUCGUGCCUGCCAAAAUGUUGUUUCUUUCCGUUUGGUGAUGGAGUCCGAUUUGUGUCGCAGCGCUGCGCUCUAGAGGCCGCAGAGAGUAAUGGUCACCCUUCAGCCACCAUGACUGUCGUAUUGUCUGCCUGCAUUGGUCCUCUUGUUACUGUGAGUGUUUGUACGGUUUCUAAGAUUUGUCAACUUUUUCUAAAAAAAAAAAAAAAAAAGAGAGAAAACAGAAGGUGGACUCAUGGUAGAUGUUUUUCUCAGGAUUUGUAGCACUGCGCAGCACCAAAUGGAGGACACAUUCAACCUCUUCAGCCUCCGGUACAAUCACAAAUGAGCCGGUGCGUUUAUCAGAAAGAGCUGAGAAGAAGAGAGGUUUUUUUUUUUUCCUUACUAGAAUUCGCAGCAUGGCUAACAACCUAAACAGAUUGGAUGAGCGUAUUUAUGAGCCAAUGGAGGAACCCCUGUGAUUGGAUUAUUCACAUUCGUGUUUCCUGAUGAACUCCGAAUGACUUCAUACAAACCUAGCAAGAGGGGGAGUGCCGGGUCACAUCAUACAGUGUAUUCACAGUUAAGUCACCCAGUGACAGAGGCCAAAACACUCUGUUCAGAAGAAAGUGCACCUAGAUGGAGGAUCAUACAUUUGUACACAGUGUUAUUUUAAAUAAUUACUUUUGUAUAAAUCUGUUGGUAACAGAAGAAUCUUUGUACAGUGGAGAACUAUAUCAGAUGUUAUGGUUGUACAGUCUGUCAUGAGAGUGCAUGUUUCCCUCCUGACCAUCAAUAACUUCUGAUCGCUAUAUACGGAGGACGACACACACACACACACACACGCACACACACAAACACAUACACACACACUCACACAUGUCUGUCUCUUCAGCUGCUAUUCCACUUGUGGCUGCUAUCUCACCCUCCCUGUCAGUCACCGUUCAGUGUUUGAAUAAAUACAAAGGAUCACUGUGUCAUGCUG